Centropristis striata (black sea bass) is the source of this 2377-nucleotide messenger RNA. RefSeq names its product dipeptidyl peptidase 3-like. Lineage: Eukaryota; Metazoa; Chordata; Actinopteri; Perciformes; Serranidae. The coding region runs from base 128 to 2308 and encodes 726 amino acids. The transcript has a single exon. Gene Ontology annotation, cellular component: cytoplasm. Gene Ontology annotation, molecular function: metalloexopeptidase activity; dipeptidyl-peptidase activity. The record is from RefSeq and is a predicted model, not a curated record. Gene Ontology annotation, biological process: proteolysis.
GAUCAGGGAUGGGGAGGAAGUACACAGCAUGAGACAGUGAGACUGCAAUUUAACGCCGGAGCUAUUGAGGAAAAUAAGGACACAAGCUGUUGAUUCUUCAUCGUCAGUGUUAAACGUCAGACUAAAGAUGGUGGACUCCCAGUACUACCUCCCAAAUGAUAUUGGCAUCUCUUCACUUGGCUGUGGCGAGGCCUUCUGUUUGCUUUCACCCCAGGAGAAAAUGUAUUCUCACUUCCUGUCACGCGCCGCUUGGUAUGGUGGUCUGGUAGUGCUGCUGCAGACAUCUCCAGAGUCGGCAGACAUCUUUGUCUUGCUGCAGAGAAUCUUUAAGAAGCAGACUCCUGCACAGCUGGAACAGGUCGCCACAGCAACUGGACUCAGCUCCGAGGAGUACCAGGCAUUCUUGGUGUAUGCAGCUGGUCUGUAUGCCAACAUGGGAAACUACAAGUCUUUUGGAGACACCAAGUUCAUCCCGAAUCUACCCAAGGAGAAGCUGGAAGCUCUGGUGAAGGCCAGCCAGGCGUUUCAGGAGCAGCCCACUGAGAUGCAGGCUCUGUGGGACAGCUGCUCCGGUCUCCUCUACUCCCUGGAGGACAGACAGAAACAGCUGGGUCUGGGGAACAAGGGAAUUACCACCUAUUUCUCAGGGAACUGCGAUCUUGAGGACGCUGAGCUGGCUCAGAAGUUUCUCGACUCGAAAAAACUGUCAGCUUACAACACCCGUCUGUUUAAGAGGGACGAUGGAGGUAAAGCCUGCUACGAGGUGCGCCUGGCGUCCGCUGUGCAGAAAGACUGCGCAGUGGAGGGGGAGUGCGACUCGUGCUGCGGCUGCUUCAACUUUGAAGACAAAGAGUUCACUGUGACGAGGGGCGACUACGCUCCUCUCAUGGAGAAAGUCUCUUAUUACCUCCAGCAAGCACAGACCUACGCUGCCAAUGAGAACCAGAGAAAGAUGCUUGAAGAGUACAGUAGGAGCUUCACCUUUGGCUCAGUCGAAGCCCAUAAAGAGGGCUCGCGCUACUGGAUCAAAGAUAAGGGACCAAUUGUUGAGAGUUAUAUAGGAUUCAUAGAGAGCUACAGGGACCCAUUUGGCUCCAGAGGAGAGUUUGAAGGUUUCAUUGCCAUUGUCAACAAGGCAAUGAGCGAGCGUUUUGCCAAACUGGUGAACUCAGCGGAGGUCUUACUCCCCGAGCUGCCGUGGCCGAGGGAAUUCGAGAAGGACACUUUCCUCAAACCGGACUUCACCUCGCUGGAUGUUCUCACCUACGCCAGCAGCGGAAUACCAGCUGGCAUCAACAUCCCCAACUAUGAUGACAUCAGACAGUCGGAGGGCUUUAAAAACGUGUCACUAGGCAACGUGCUGGCUGUAGCCUAUGCUACUCAAAAAGAAAAGCUCACCUUCCUGGAGGAGGAGGACAAGGAUUUGUUCAUCAAGUGGAAGGGUCCGUCAUUCGAGGUGCAGGUUGGACUUCACGAGCUGUUGGGUCAUGGAAGCGGCAAGCUGUUCGUCCAGGAUGACAAGGGCGAAUUCAACUUUGACAAGAGUAAAGUGACCAACCCAGAGACAGGAGAACCAGUGUCCAGUUGGUAUCGGAGCAGCGAGACGUGGGACAGCAAGUUCUCCACGAUUGCUUCCUCUUAUGAGGAAUGCCGCGCUGAGUGUGUCGGACUCUAUCUGUGUCUCAACAAGCAAGUGCUCAGUAUUUUUGGCCACGAGGGCCAGGAUGCAGAUGAUGUGGUGUACAUUAACUGGCUCAACAUGGUCAGAUCUGGACUGUUGGGUCUGGAGUUCUACACAACUGAGAGCAAGAGCUGGAGACAGGCUCACAUGCAGGCUCGUUUCGUGAUCCUGCGUGUCCUGCUGGAGGCCGGGGAGGACCUGGUGGGCCUGGAGGAAGUGACCGGACCGGACGGCAAGCCUGACGCCCGAAUCACCCUGGACAGAAGCAAGAUCCAUACUGUGGGCCAUAACGCCAUCCACAGGUUCCUCCGUAAAUUGCAGGUCUUGAAGGCAACAGCAGAUGUGGAAGGAGGCAGGGCUCUCUAUGACGGCUACUCCACUGUCAGCGACGGCGGUGCUCACAACUUCUUGCGUCUCCGGGAGACGGUCCUGCUGAGGAAGGAAGAUCGUAAGAUGUUGGUCCAGGCCAACACCAAAGUCAAUGGGGACAGUGUGGAGCUGGUUGAAUACGAAGGCAGUGCGGCAGGUUUGAUUCAGUCCUUCACUGAGCGCUUCCAGGAUGACGCGGAGCAGCUGGAGACCGACCUUCUGGAGCUGUGCAAAAGAGACGCCCCCUGCUGGUGUUGAUGGAUGGACUGAUGAUCUGCUCCAUAGGCUUCAGAGAUACCAACUAUAAUCACAUUGCUUUAAACUGUA